Rubroshorea leprosula is the source of this 1932-nucleotide messenger RNA. NCBI's taxonomy places the organism in Eukaryota, Viridiplantae, Streptophyta, Magnoliopsida, Malvales, Dipterocarpaceae. The record is from the annotation of a GenBank genome assembly.
GUCUGUUUCCUCCAUUUGUCCAAAAUUCCUUUCUGCUCUACAUCAGGAUUAAUUGAUAUUGACUGAGAACAUUAUGCAGGGGUCAUCCAGCCACAAGGAGAACAUUGGAGCAGAUGAUCAAAGCGCCCAAGAACCGGAGGAUAAAUUGUCAGCUAGUGUUCAAACAGACACCGAUCCAAGUUCUAAGCAAAGGGUGACAGUGAAGGAAGAGAUGCCAGAAGUAGAGGAAUGGCCAAAAGGAGAGGAAUCGCAUGCCAAAGCGAUCUUUUUGACUGAUUGUAUACCUGUUCUCCCAGAAUCUCCAAACUGCCCAUUUAUGGGUUUGCUCUCCUUGGAAGGAUGCAAAGCUCUAAGGACCAUCCCUUCUUCGUUCUUCAAUCAAAUGCCUGUCCUGAAAUAUUUGAAUUUGUCGCAUACCAGCAUCAGGUCUUUGCCAGUAUCUCUUUUCGAGUUGGAUUCACUUGAAAACCUCAUUCUAAGAUGUUGUAAGCUCUUCAUGGAAUUGUCACCCCAAAUUGGGCAGCUUCAUAAUCUCCUGGAGCUUGAUCUCGAUGACACUCAGAUUGGGGGCUUGCCGAAAGACAUUGAAAUGCUGUCUAAUUUAGAAAUUUUGAAAUUAUCGCUUGAUGAAUGCAUGAACUGUGGAAAGCAGCUGCAGCAAAAUGUAUUAAUUCAUCCUGGGACCAUUAAAAGUCUCUUUAAGUUGACUGAAUUAAAAAUUGAUGUGAAUCCAGAUAGUAAAGGAUGGAACAAAGUUGAGGAAGAUGUUGUGGACGAAGCCUUUAGCUUGGAAGGAUUGGAGUCCCUCACAUUAUACCUGCCACAUGUUCAGACUUUGGGAAAAUGCUGGACAGGAAGCACAUCUUCAAGUUUUUGUCGCUUGUCUUCGUUCAGGUUUACUGUUGGGGAGCAUAGACAGCGCAUCUUCUCUCGAGUGCCGAAAAAAGUUGAAGCUCACUUUGAAAAGUGGGACAAAUGCUUGAAGCUUUUAUGAUUGCUCAGAGCUUAGGGAUCUUUGUAAAAGGGAAUUAUCAAGUGAAAAUUUAGAAGUGAUCAAAGGAGAAAGGAAGUGGUGGAAAGCAUUGAAGUGGGAAGAAUCAGAGUGGGGGAAUCACCUUGAUUAUCUUCAUACCAUUUUCUCCCCAAUCGAUGAAGAUGAUCAUGUCAUGACACAAAUGGAAGAGACAUAUAAGUCCAUCGAAGGCAUUGCAUACCUUGGUAAUUUUCUGUUCAAUUCAAGGCAUUUUUUAUUUAGUGUUUGCUUGUAUCAGUAUAUUUAUAUCUAGGCUCAAUUUGCCAAACAACUAACUUUGCACAAUUAGAAAUGAAUGGAUAAAAGUAACAUCCUCAUCAUCUAGUGUGCAUUAAUUCAAAAUCUCCUGCUACUGUACUCUAUUUUCAUAUCCUAAAUGAAAUGAUACUAUAAUCUUUAAUCUGAGGAAUGAACAAGAGAUGAUAUAUUUGCAUUAAGUCUAAUGAUUCCAUACUCCUUGUAGUUUAACAGAGCUGUAUUACUGAUAUUCUACAGAUUUUUGGAUUCUCAUUGCCUUUUAUUGGAUGAGUGACAGCUCUUGGAUCUACACCAUAAAUCUAGGAUUAAAUGCAGAACCAUGACAUUGGUGUUGUUGGUUGCUCAAAUAUCAGAUGAGGUCACAGAGGUGGUGCGGAACUUAAGCUUCUGAAUUUGGUUGAUAGUUUGUUUUAUGUAAAGUAGUGUUGAACCUCGCAAGUUGCAUUUCUUCGAAAUUUAAGUGAUGUAAGCCCAGCACUUGAGAUUCAGGGCAUAUUUUUUAAGAGAUGUAAUGUCACAAGGAAUUGCAAGACUGGCUUUAUAUUGCUGUGUAAAUAGUGUUGCUUUCCUCCUAAUGGCCCCUUUCAUGUUCCAUAUUCUGAAAGAUUUAAGAGUUCUAUUUAGGGUAAGACUGGUUUUAU